Messenger RNA from Tetrahymena thermophila SB210, 1740 nucleotides. Its product is annotated as serine/threonine protein phosphatase 2A regulatory subunit A, putative. Gene Ontology annotation, biological process: protein dephosphorylation. Gene Ontology annotation, molecular function: protein phosphatase regulator activity. The record is from RefSeq and is a predicted model, not a curated record. Gene Ontology annotation, cellular component: protein phosphatase type 2A complex; cytoplasm. NCBI's taxonomy places the organism in Eukaryota, Ciliophora, Oligohymenophorea, Hymenostomatida, Tetrahymenidae. The transcript has 13 exons.
AUGUCAAAGAAAGUAGUGGAAAACAAGACAGGUUUAGCCUUCAAUCAGCUUAUAGAUGAUUUGAAGAACGAAGACAUAAGGAAAAGAUUAAAUUCAGUUUAAAAUCUUCACGUUAUAGCAAACGCAUUAGGACCAGAGCGCACUCGUCUAGAGUUGAUUCCUUUCUUGAAUGAAUUAAUGGACGAUGAAGAUGAAAUAUUAGCAGCUCUUGUUGAGAGUCUUUCUAAUUUUUUAGAUUUUAUUGGAGGUAAUUAACAUGCUGUAAUUUUAUUUUCACCUAUGGAAGCUUUAUGCAAAGCUGAUGAAUCGAGUGUUCGUGAUAAGGCAGCCUAGUCCUUGAAAAAGUUAAUUUAGCUAAUAGACGUUAAGAAAAACGAAGAAAUGCUCAUAAAUUUAUCAAAAAGACUAAACGAGUCAGGCUAUUACCUAACCAAAGGGCCAUUGAGUGCAAUAAUUCCUUCGUUUUAUGAAAAAUCAUCACCUUAAUUCUAAUAAGAAAUGAAUAAUUACUAUUUAAAAUUCGCUUAGGAUGAUGUCCCAUAUGUUAGAAAAUAAGCUUCUAUAAAUUUAAAGGAUUUUGUUAAAUCUGGUGCUGGUAAAAAUGAAUAAGUUGUAAUUUAGAUAAUAAACACCUUAAUCAAGGAUGAAUAAGACUUAGUACGUCUUUACAUAGUUGAUGCAGUUGUUGCAUUCAUUAUUAAAGAUACAGACAAAAAAUACUAUAGUUAACUUUUACAAUUUUUGUAAGCUCUCUCAACUGAUGUUUCUUGGAGAAUUAAGUAUUAUUUUUGUGAAAAAUUGGCUGAUGUCAGCAAAGCUAUCGGAAAGUCUGAAUUCAAAAAAAAUUUCACAAAAAUAUAUCUAGGUUUUUUGGAUGAUGCUGAACCUGAACUUAGAGCAAUUGCAGCUUCCAAGUUAGAUGUCGCUGGUUUUAAUAUGGAAUAAGAUGAAAUAAUUAGGGACCUUAUCCCAAUAGUAAAAAAGCUCUCUAGCGAUCCUUAAAAUUAUGUCAGAACUUCAUUAUCUUCAAGCUUCAUGGGUUUGAGCCAAUUCCUUGGAAAGAAAAAUACUACUGAAUUAAUUCUUCCAGUAUUUGUUCAGUUGCUUUCUGAUACUGACAGUGAUGUAAGAAUCAGUCUCUUCAAAUCCUUAAACCAAAUUACUAGCGUGUUAGGUAUUGAAAGUCUUUCCUAAUAAAUUGUUCCUGCUUUAACAGAGUUGGCUCAAGAUAAAAACUGGAGAAUAAGGUCUUCUUCAAUUGAAAUUAUUUCCUUCUUCGCCAAAGAAAUAGGAUAAGAAUUUUUGAAUGAUAAAAUUUUAAAGAUUUUAAUGGAAUGGUUAUCAGAUAAAGUUUUUGGAGUUAGAGAGGCAGCUGUAUAGUGUGUCAAAGUUUUAGUUUAAUAUUUGGGAUCUUCAUGGGCUGAAAAGAAUAUUAUGUCUAAAAUUUUAAAUAUAGUUAAUUCUCCAAACUAUCUUCAUCGUGAGACUGUUUUGUUUUUGAUAAUAUAAAUAGCUAAAACUCUCUCCCCUGAAUAUUUAAGUAAGACUAUUGUUCCACUUUUAACAACCUUGAGCAAAGAUCCUGUUGCAAAUAUUAGAUUUAACGUCUCCAAAGCAUUUAAAGCCAUAUUACCUUUUGUUAAAGAAAAAGAAUAAUUGAAAACUGUUUUAAAUACUUUAUGUGAAGACAGUGAUUCAGAUGUUAAAUUCUAUGCAAAAUAAGCAAUAGACUCUAUGUGA